This is a messenger RNA of Actinia tenebrosa (Australian red waratah sea anemone), 3513 nucleotides long. RefSeq names its product phosphatidylinositol-3,5-bisphosphate 3-phosphatase mtm-1. Lineage: Eukaryota; Metazoa; Cnidaria; Anthozoa; Actiniaria; Actiniidae. Gene Ontology annotation, cellular component: membrane; cytoplasm. The record is from RefSeq and is a predicted model, not a curated record. Gene Ontology annotation, molecular function: guanyl-nucleotide exchange factor activity.
UAAAAUCUGGUCGCUUGCCAAAACUAAAGGAACAAUAGAAAUUAACGCUUAUUUUUAGCAAAAUCCGAGGUGGAUGUAACUGCGGUGUAAAGAGGAAGGUUUACUGCACACUUAGCUCGUUUUCGAGCGCGCCAAUAUGUUAACAUCUUGUAUGGUCGUGAAAAUGUCAGGAAAUCGUUAUAAAGGCAGCUUGGAUAGGAGAAAAUUGCAGCCUUUCCAUGGUGCUAUACCAGCUAGAAUAUACAGCCACCCACCUCUGUAUCCAGGAGAGCAGAUCAUCUUUCAACAAGACCAUAUCGUGUGCGUGGACUCCUUUGACAGUCAUUCAGAGGGUGUUCUACAUCUUACUACAUUCAGGAUUAUUUUUACUGGCAACUACUGUAAAGAAUUAUACUCAGCCAUUAAUGACAAGAAUUCCAUGUUUGAUGAGGAUGCAGAAGAAUUAUCCAAAAAAGGCUCAAGGCGUCAGUCUGUCUCUUCCAAAAGCGUGCUGGCAAAUAAUCAGAAAAACCACUCAAAGCCAGGAACAGAAGUCUACCAGAGACAGCAAAUCAGAUUGGCAAAAUGUCCUAGUCCACUCAAAUAUUCACAAUCUGUGAAGAAGCGUAGCAACACAUCAUAUGACGUUGCUGGGCUUGAUGACCCUAAUACACCCAAACUGAUGACCUACAGACCUCUAGUUUUAUCCAAUUUAGAACACAUAAAACAUGUCUAUGAUUUAGAGCUGUCAAUUCCUUGCACAAGUAUUUAUGAUAUAAGAAAAUAUUCGAAAAAAAACCUGCCUAAAGGAAAGAGUAUAUUCCUUUGUGAUGGGUUUGAAAUUCUCUGCAACAACAUCAAGUCACAUCGGUUUUGCAUUGGACUUCAAAGUUGUUAUGAUGCUGACAGUAUCAUUAAACUCCUUACUUACCAUGCCAAACCAACAUUUAGUCGACUGUUUGCAUUUGCUCAUAAAAGUGCAAUAAUAGUGCCUAGAAAAACAUGCAGUAUACUGGAGAGUAGAGAUGCUCCAAAUUUCUAUAAGUUCAAUGACGAAUAUAUCGACAGAUUGGGCCUGCUUUCGACAAACGAAUGGAAAGUACCUAGUCACGUAUGCGAACAUUACCCAAUGAGAACGCUGGUACCAUCAACGAUAACAGACGUUGAUCUUAAAAACGUGGCUAACUUCCACAGAAAUGACUGUUACCCUGCAGUUUGUUGGAAGCAUAAAAAGAAUGGCUCAGUGAUGCUCAGAUCGGCGAUAGCCAUCACUCGGAGGGGUUUACUGGAGUCACGCUGUGAACACGACGAGACGUUUUUAAACAGCGUGUGUCAGAUCAACCAGUAUGCUGCCAAGAACAAGCUUGUUGUCUUCUCUGAACAACCAAAGCAAUCUGGUGCAGGACUGUUGAAUACUCCUACCCAACGGAUGAACGAUGCAACAGGACAGUUAACUCCAGAACAAGGAGAAACUUUCUACUAUGCUAACUGUAAGUUCGUCUACGUGGAUACAGCUCCCGAUUUUAAAGCGAUUCGACAAAGUGCCUUCAAACUGCAGACAUUCCUUGCCAGCACGAUUGAGGACAGUAAAUAUCUUACAUCACUAGAGGAGACAGAAUGGCUGUCACAAAUAAGUGAGCUAAUACAAACCGGUACUCAAGCUGCUGUUGCUAUGGAUUGCGAUAGAUCAUCAGUCCUGUUUAGUUAUGGCGAUGGGUUUGAUCGUACGGCUCAGCUUACAAGCCUAACACAGCUUCUUCUCGACCCAUACUACAGAACAUUCGAUGGCUUUCAGAUAUUGAUCCAGAAGGAGUGGAUGGCCUUUGCUCACCGAUUCGUUGAUCGUACCCUCCCUGCUGAAACACCAGACGAACAUGGCCCUGUGUUUUUACAGUUCUUAGACUGUGUCUGGCAGAUAACUCAACAAUUUCCAUUUUCUUUUGAGUUUAACUCUUCGCUAAUCGAGACAAUAGCAGAGAGUGCGUACUCUUGUCGUUUUGGAGAUUUUCUGGCCAACUCUGACUAUAAAAAGAAAGGAGUACAUGAGAGGUCAGCGUCGUUAUGGACGUGGCUGAACGUGGCGAGCAUGUCUGAUCCUGAUCGAUUCACUAACCCACGCUACAGACCCAAUCCAAGUGCUCUUUUUCCACGGUUCAACAUUCCCUUCCUUAAAAUCUGGACGUUUUAUUCGUCAACUUGCAAACAGGAAAAUGUUCGAGAAGCUCGCAAGGCAGGACAGCUUCAGGGUUUGAAGCUGGAAGAGACAUACAAGGAUCUUCUUGAUAAAUUUAAACUCUUGCGUCAAAAGGCGGAGUGCGAUACCACACAAGACAACGGUCUAACGAAUUAUCCUAACCCCAUUUCCAAUCACGUGACAUUCACCGUCAGCGACAGUAGUUCUUCGACAGAUUCUAUCAACGAAGAGCAGAGUGAUUUGGUAUCAAGCCUCACGUCAACGCUUGCUCUCGAUUCUUACAACAGCACUGAUGGCGUUAAGCCGGUGAACCCUGAGCGACGAAUGACCCGAAGUCGCUCACUUGACGACAUGCUCAACGUGUCAAAUCAAACGACGUUAAAACGAGCCAGUUUGAAGAGAAAAGUCGGAGGAAGUAAAUUUUAUACGGAACGGCUCCUGGACGAAUUAAAUAGAGAGCCAAGGAAGAGAUUCGUUGUGCCCCAACCAAUCCAAGAGAAAUAUAACAAUCUCCAGGAAUAUCUACACGGCACAGGCGUCAACUUCUCGACAGAAAACACUGUCAAGAUAACGGAUAAACUUUGCUGUGGGUACCUGGUCAAACAAGGAAAAAUUCACAAAAGCUGGAGAAAGCGGUGGUUUGUUCUGGAUCUUGAGAAGAAAUGUUUGGCAUACUUCGAAUCCGAAAAGAGUCAACACCCAAAAGGAGCAAUCAAUUACCAGUCCAUCGUGGAAGUCCAUCGACACAAAAGAUCUUCAAAAAAGAAAAAGGAUUUCAAAUUUGAUAUCGUUACACCCGAAAGAACUUACGCUAUCGAGACACCGAACGAAAUCAAUAUGAACAUUUGGUUGGCUUGCUUGACUAUCCCGCCAAAUGCUAUUGAAUUUGGCUAAUCAUGGUCACGUGGUAACCACGUAGCAUGAAGACACAUAUUGUCCCGAGUAACACUUUUGGUGACAAGUAAUGGCGGAACAAAGAUUUGGCGCCGAAUAGAUACGAUGGAAGUUUAUUGGCCAGCACUUUUACUAGAACGAGGUCAUGAGAUUUUUGCGUCAGCCAUAAUGACUGCUUUCCAUAUAGCUGGAGUUUAUGCCUUGGUUGUUUGUUUAUAUCAGUGAAACUCGUGUUUUCUUGUGUUAUCGUACGUUUAUGGUUGGUUUUGAUGUAGGUAAUGGUGGUGUUGCCACGUUUCAAAUGAUUAUUCUCAGCGUCUUUUGUGUUAAAGACCCAUUGCCACUUACCGUGAUGCAUCACAAUUUGUUUACAUUUUGAAUCGUGUCACCACCGAAAAAACAAUUCCAACCUUUUGAACAAACUCUUAGAUAGUCCCUAAAGCCGU